AUGUCUGGAGCUUCUGGUACCAAAUACAAGAUGUCGAUGGCCCUGCCCGUCGGAGCCAUCAUGAACUGCGCUGACAACUCUGGUGCUCGAAACCUGUACGUCAUUGCCGUCAAGGGCUGCGGUGCUCGACUUAACCGACUGCCCGCCGCUGGUGCCGGUGACAUGGUCAUGGCCACCGUCAAGAAGGGUAAGCCCGAGCUCCGAAAGAAGGUCAUGCCUGCCAUUGUUGUUCGACAGUCCAAGCCCUGGAGAAGAAAGGAUGGUGUCUACCUCUACUUCGAGGACAACGCCGGUGUCAUUGUCAACCCCAAGGGUGAGAUGAAGGGAUCCGCCAUCACCGGCCCCGUUGCCAAGGAGUGCGCCGACCUCUGGCCCCGAAUCGCCUCCAACUCUGGUGUUGUCGUUUAA
This is a messenger RNA of Yarrowia lipolytica CLIB122, 408 nucleotides long. Its product is annotated as 60S ribosomal protein uL14. Gene Ontology annotation, molecular function: structural constituent of ribosome; large ribosomal subunit rRNA binding. Lineage: Eukaryota; Fungi; Ascomycota; Dipodascomycetes; Dipodascales. Gene Ontology annotation, cellular component: cytosolic large ribosomal subunit; ribosome. Gene Ontology annotation, biological process: translation. The record is from RefSeq and is a predicted model, not a curated record.